Molecule: messenger RNA, 918 nt
Organism: Mesorhabditis spiculigera
Lineage: Eukaryota; Metazoa; Nematoda; Chromadorea; Rhabditida; Rhabditidae
Source: the annotation of a GenBank genome assembly
AUGAAGAAGGACACGAAAAAGGAGGGCGCCCCCGUCGUCGUGCCCGCGCCAGGGAACCCGCUCAAGGAUGGUCUCAUCGAUUUCGCCGCUGGGACUAUGGGCGGAAUUGCAAACGUGUACGCCGGGCAGCCGCUCGACACAGUCAAGGUGAAGAUCCAGACGUUCCCCCACCUCUACGCCAAUUGGGUCGUCUGCCUGAAGGAGACGUGGGGCGUCAGCGGACUGCGCGGCCUUUACGCAGGAACGGUCCCCGCCCUAGCGGCAAAUAUCGCCGAAAAUGCCGUACUCUUUGCUGCUUAUGGAUAUUGCCAAAAGGCGAUCGGCUCGCUGUUCGGCCACCCGGACCCGAAAGCCAUGUCACCACUCGAAAACGCGGCAUCCGGCUCGUUUGCCGCCUGCUUUGCGGCCACGGUGCUCUGCCCGACCGAGUUGGUCAAGUGCAAACUACAGGCGGCCCGCGAGCUCAACCCGACCAAGAAGUUCACCCCCUACUCGGUGUGCCGGCAAAUAUUGAAGCGCGAGGGCCCGCGCGGCUUCUUCACCGGGAUGACGCCGACGUUGGCGCGAGAGGUGCCCGGCUACUUUUUCUUCUUUGGCGUCUACGAGACGUGCCGAUACAUGCUGACGCCAGUCGGGAAGACGAAGGACGAGAUCGGGCUGUUCAGGACGGCCGUUUCCGGCUCGUUCGGCGGAAUGGCACUGUGGGCCUCGAUCUUCCCGGCCGACGUCGUCAAGUCGCGAAUGCAGGUCGGCGUACGCGGCGGCUUCAAGCACGUCCUCAAGCAGAUACUCAAAGAACAAGGGAUCCGCGGGCUGUACACUGGCCUUCUGCCCACCCUCAUCCGGUCGGCGCUCGCUUCCGGCUGCCUGUUCGUCUGCUACGAGGAGACGUCGCGCGUUCUCCAGGCCCUCUGCAAA